Messenger RNA from Aphanomyces astaci, 1388 nucleotides. RefSeq lists its product as hypothetical. Lineage: Eukaryota; Oomycota; Saprolegniomycetes; Saprolegniales; Verrucalvaceae. The record is from RefSeq and is a predicted model, not a curated record. The transcript has 2 exons. The coding region runs from base 56 to 1288 and encodes 410 amino acids.
GCUAUUUAUUCGUGUAUUGGUGGUGUCGUCAGCAAGUACUUUCAACGACGUCGACAUGCCGAAGAAGGUUUCGUUUCAUUCCGUGAAGCAGCCCACGUUUGGACUCAUUUCAGAAAACACACGCGCAGAACAUGCCGUACGACGAGCCGCGACGAAGGCCGCCACGUCGUCCAACCUGUCCCCCCACCGCCGCCUGAAGUCCAACUUGGGCCAGCGCUUCGUACGAAUGAUGGCUACUAUGGCUACUUUGGCCAACUUGAAUCUCCACGAUGACCAAGGCGAGAAUGAGCCUGCUGUUGCAAUCCCCUCCUCCAACAACACCUUAGCCGUCCAAGGUGAAAAACCUACAAGUUCCAGCGUCAACACGAGCGCCACCGUAAGGCACCCCCACGGCCCAACUUCAUUUUUGAAGCAUUCGUUUCCCAUUGAUGAGCCGCAACCUACUGCACACCAAGGGUCAGAUCCAUGGCAGCCCGAGUCCACGGCGAGGUCUCCUCCCGUGCCAGCCCUAGCUUUGCCCGCAACCCAAGUGAAAAGUAAAAAGCGACGGCGAAAAGCACGUGUCAAGCGCACGUGGAAGACUUCGCAUGCAACGUGGAGCCAAGGACACGUCGAUGUGAAUGUCACCACGUACAACCGGGAAUCCGAGCUGCGAAAGCUGGAAAUGCUGCACACAUUGAGCACGUUACAGCCUCCGACUCUUGUCCACUUGCCGGCGGCAGAAAUGUCUGUUAUGGCUGCAACCAGGUGCUCGAAAUCAUAUACAACCAUCACACACACCCGAAACCCCAACGACCAAGACAACUGCGCGAACGACGACCUGUCGCAGCCCAGCGACAUCAUCUCGGGCAUGUCGAUGAUUAGCCAGCCACAGUCGCCUUCCCCUCGGCAUUCCCCAGAGCUGCACCAACCCAAGACAAUUACGAUUGAGAUGCGUCUCACAUUAGAUCCACCCCGCCCCCCAAGCCCCCCCAUUCGAAAUGAUAUCGAUCAAUCUGUACUGCAACGGCCCCAACACCCCCAACCAGACCCUCAAGUACGAGCUCCGACGUUCAUGCAUCCCCCCAUCAAAGAAAAUGUUGCCCUGAAAGCACCACAACUACACCCCCCAAAUAAGACUGAUAUCCCUUCCCCGAACGCCGUUGUACCAAAACUCCUUCGCCACACUCCCACAGCCAUCACACGCGACAUGGCAACCUGGCUGCGGCAAAGCGGCUUGUUCAAGUGCAAACCAAGACACGAAUUACACCUUACCAUGGCCGACCAAUUCCCCGUCGGAACCACAUGACCCCCUUGAAUACAUGCGAUACAAUGAGGCAAUAGCACCAUCGCGUAGCUAACGUUAGCUCAUUCACUGUCAGCGUUGAACUAAUAUACCCUCAUUGAUA